This is a messenger RNA of Mangifera indica (mango), 1749 nucleotides long. RefSeq names its product pentatricopeptide repeat-containing protein At5g48730, chloroplastic. The record is from RefSeq and is a predicted model, not a curated record. The transcript is spliced from 3 exons. Gene Ontology annotation, molecular function: protein binding. NCBI's taxonomy places the organism in Eukaryota, Viridiplantae, Streptophyta, Magnoliopsida, Sapindales, Anacardiaceae. Bases 19 to 1605 code for a protein of 528 amino acids.
CUCAUAACAUAGAAUUAGAUGGUUAUCGACUUUCUGGUUUUGGAGUUCCACUACCAUACACCAUUUCGUAUCAACAUGGCCUCCCUCUCCUCCUCCACUUAUCCCUACUCACCGGCGUUUAACCGGAAGCCCAUGAAUAACAUAAAACCCAUUCAAAGAACAUCCAUACCACUACCCAUAUCUAAACCCGAAAUUGAAGAACCACCCUCUGUCACUUCUAACAAUGCUGUUACAGAGCAAAGCCGAAAAAGAGGAACAGUUGAUUUAAAGAAGCUGAAGGAAACAGAGGAAAGAGAGAGAAAAGAGGAAGUGAACAGGAAGAUAGCCUCAAAGAAAGCGUUAUCAGUCAUAUUGCGGAGAGAGGCAACCAAAGCUGUCAUUGAUAAGAAGUGGGGAAAAAUUAGUUCCAAAAGGCUGUUACCCAGGACUGUUCUUGAAGCUCUUCAUGACAGAAUUACUGCUCUGCGUUGGGAGUCUGCUCUCAAGGUUUUUGAACUACUGCGUGAGCAGCUCUGGUACAGGCCUAACUCUGGUGUUUACAUAAAGCUAAUUGUCAUGCUUGGGAAAUGUAAACAACCUGAAAAAGCGCAUGAGCUUUUUCAAGCCAUGGUUGAUGAAGGCUGUGCUGUGAACCAUCAAUCCUAUACUGCUCUUUUGUCUGCAUAUGGUAGGAGUGCUCGAUUUGAUAAAGCAUUUUUCCUCCUUGAGCAGAUGAAGAGCACUCCUGACUGUCAUCCAGAUGUCAACACAUACUCUAUCCUCAUUAAAUCAUGCCUUCAGGUUGCUGCCUUUGAUGAAGUGCAAGCUUUGCUUUCUGACAUGAAAACCCAGGGAAUCAGACCCAACACCAUCACAUACAACACCCUCGUUGAUGCCUAUGGGAAAGCAAAAAUGUUUGCAGAGAUGGAAUCCACACUUGUGAAGAUGCUUGGUGAGGAAUGUGAGCCUGAUGUUUGGACCAUGAACUCCACACUCAGAGCCUUUGGCAAUAGUGGUCAGAUAGAGACCAUGGAGAAAUGUUAUGAGAAGUUCCAGAGAGCUGGGAUCGAUCCCAGCAUCAAUACUUUCAAUAUACUUCUUGAUUCAUAUGGAAAAGCUGCGGAAUAUGAGAAAAUGAGUGCUGUCAUGGAGUAUAUGCAGAAAUACCAUUAUUCUUGGACCAUUGUAACCUACAACAUUGUGAUAGAUGCAUUUGGCAGGGCUGGGGAUUUGAAACAGAUGGAAUACUUAUUUCGGCUAAUGCGGUCCGAGAGAAUCAAACCAAGCUGUGUCACAUUUUGCUCUCUUGUAAGGGCUUAUGGAAAAGCCGGUAAACCUGAAAAAAUCGGGGGUGUCCUGCGGUUUAUUGAGAAUUCGGAUGUAACUUUGGAUACUGUAUUUUUUAAUUGUUUGGUUGAUGCUUAUGGGAGGCUGGGACUCUUGGCAGAGAUGAAAGGAGUACUUGAGAUGAUGGAGCUGAGAGGAUGUAAGCCUGAUAAGAUUACUUAUAGAACUAUGGCUAAAGCAUAUUCAAUGAAUGGGAUGAUUAGCCAUGCGAAGGAGACCCAAGAUCUUAUUAAGUCAGCAGAACAGACUCGAAUGGGGAUGAAUAAGCCCGAUUUCUGAGAUGAAGAAUUUUCACAGUUCAAACAUCUCUGAGAUCUAUGUAGAUUGUAUGCUUGUUUGUUGUAUUCUUUUUGUGUAUGUUAUCACAGAUAAACAAUUAAUGUAUACAUUCUUUGGGUUAAUGAAGUAACCUUGUCUUUUUAA